AUGUCUCAGACACAGGACUCCAAAGUGAAGUACUUGCCGUUAAUCAACAAUCCACUUUUGAACUGUCUUUUCAACAAUCCUCAUCAUACCAAAUACCCAUUCAAACGAGCCAUUCAUGAACUCAGUGCUAACCAUAACAACUACACCAUAUUAUUACCGCCCGCACAUAUACUCAAUACGUAUUAUGAUCCAUCCUCCGAGGGCAGCUCCAAAAGGGUGUUGCUAAAGGAGCUUUGCUAUAACAGUGAGGACUUUAUUCAGUCACAUAUUGUUAAAUCCUGUCAAUCACAAACUAGUCGUACGUCUAAGACUCGACUAGUGAUGUAUAACUCGUUAAAUGACAAGCAGAUAUUAAUAAAGGGCAAUUCGGUAUUCACCGGAAGAGGAUUUAAAAAGAGCUUGAAACUUCGAAUUGUGGCCAUUGAUUAUUUCCAUUCCUUCUGUGAUUACUUCCCUAAAGGGUCUCGAUUCAUGGUUCUAUAUAUUGAAGAUACUCUAUUUGGAAGUCUAAGUCCCAUUAGUCUUUCAUCACAAAAGGUUAUUACCACAGAGGAAUCAAGCACUAGUAUGUCUUCCUCCCAGCAGUCUCCCGUUAAUAUAGAGACUAUUACCUUGGAUAAGCUUCUCCGGAGUUUCCCAUUACUCUCCCGUGCGGUAUCGGGCAAAUUCUAUAGACUAUUUCACCAUAAUAAUGCCCAAUUUGCUCCCCUUUAUACACACACAAGAAAGAAGCUCGGGUAUAUUCUACUGGAAUUUGAAAAGAUUAUAGAAGCGGCUUAUCUCAUUGUUCUGAAUAGUGUCAAGCUUGAAUCACCUAAUGGAGAAGACACAUAUACGUUAAUUCACCAGAUCAUGGCUUUGUACCCUGGUUUGGACUUCAAUAGACUUGUGUUUGAAUAUGUGGAAUUAAAUCUUUAUGAUAGAAUAUGGUCUCAAUUGGUGUACCAAUUUGAUUUCCCAAACGAUGAUAAAGAACAGUAUGAAAGAGAAGCCAUUAAAGUUUUAACUCCAAAUCUUUACAAACAGCUUUCGUGUGUAUCUUUGAACCAAUUGGAAAUAACGGCAUGUUCUGUUUGGGAAAUCAAUGAACUUAUGAAACGAAUUCUAGCAGCAAUAGCUGAGUUUUCAAAGCUAUCUGAUUCUACUGUGGUUAACCUGUCCAGCAAAACAAAAGUAUUGAUAAGAACUAUAGAGUUAUUAAGUGAGAACACCAAUCCUAAAGAAGAGGAAAGUUCAUUUAUAUUGGAUGCUGAUACCUUAUUGGGGCUCUUGAUAAUGGUUGUACUUCAUUCUAAAAUUGAGAACUUGGAAGCUCACUUAUAUUACAUUAAGAAUUUCAAUUCGGUGGAUUAUUCACAUGAUGGAUAUUUCAAUUACAUUCUAAGUAACUUUGAAGCAGUUUUAUUGCAUUUCUCUCCUCAAGGAGAAAACGCCCAUACCCAUGAACUUGUUCAAUAUUCACAGGAAAACUACGAGUUUUGGCUAAGCAUUCAAAGAGGUGACCUACUUUCAAUCAGUAACUUACUUGAAUCUGUUUAUAACAAACAUGGAGACGAUUUACCAGAGAAACACUGUUUGAAAAGUCGGAACAUACAAGGCGAAAGCUGUUUAGCAUUUGCUAUUAAAGCCCGUAAUUUCAAUUUAUUUGAAUUGCUAAUGACUUUCAAUGUCAAUUGGUUUUCAAUUGACGACAUUUUGUUUGAUGUCAACGUUAAAACAAAUCAAACAUUACUUAUGCUUGCACUUGAAGAAGAAUGUGAAGAUAUUAGUGAAGCUCUCGUGGAGGUUAUCGUUGCAAAUACUUCAAUCGAAGAACGCAUAGGUUACUUCAAUUAUGUUGAUGUUUCUCAUAGGUCUGUUGGACAUUAUUUGUUCCAUAAUUAUCAGUUGAUUGACAAAAUAGGUUAUUAUAUCGAUUGGGAAUUGAAAGAUAUGAAUUCUCAUACUCCUUUAUUCAGUAUUUGCAGAUGUUAUGACCACCCAGAAUAUGUCAAGUUAGUUAAAAGGACUUUUGAAUGUGUGGUGGAAGUUUGUAAGAUAAAGAGUAAAUGUUUUAACUUUGAUGAUCAUUUAGAUAAAGCUGGGAACUCUUUACUUCAUAUUGUCCCGAAGAACUUAAAGGAAAUGGGAUUUUUGAACUGUGGUCAAGUAUUGGAUGUUAACCAAUUUAACAGUAAGAAUAUGACACCGUUGUCACAUUAUGUCAAGUAUAGUCGAGCAGACAAUUUAGAAGAAUUACUUCAAGAUAGAAGACUAAUAUUCAAGUUGAAUGAUCCCAACAAUCAUUACAAUGUGUUGGACUAUUUUGGGGUUCUGUCUAUGAAAUCAAAUGGUAGUCUGAGUUCAUCAUCAUCAUUUGACUCAAUUGAUAAGUUGUUAACCAACUAUAUCUUUGAUAACUUUGUUCCACUAUCACUGCCAGGUAUAAAGCUUUAUGCAUUGAAUGCCAAAUAUGAAGCAACAUUAAAAGACUGGGUCCUUUUUUUUAGAGACGAUAAUAGACUUCCAUUUUAUCGGAAGUUAGAAGACAUUAAGAAGUUCAUUUACGCAUUUAAAUUGUUACAUCCAUUAUCUAUUAUCACGGAUCCGGAAGCAUUUUGGUUGAAUUAUCCUCCUAAUCUAAACACCAUGCCUAUGUUUGGUAAGUUUCGAAUGAAUUACUUAAUUGAGGACAUCAAUUUCUAUUUCAGAAGUAUUCAAUUCCAGUCAAAGAAGAAACAAGACGAUGCAAGGUUCUUAUUGGGUGAUGAAUUAAAUAAACUGACCCUUGAAUUAAGAAACUAUAUAAUGUCCCUUAAUGAGUCCCAAAGAAACCAAUAUGGUGAAUUAGUACUUUCCAGAACAGAUAUCCAAGACGUUGAAUUUUUUCUAAAUUACUCCAUGAAUGAUAUCCUCAAGUAUCAAAAGCUAGUGUCCAAAUUCAACAAAAUAGCUGCCAUGACCGCAUUGAAGCAUUCAGACCAUAUACAAAUCGUAGAUGAUGUUUUGGUUGAAGGGUCAUUAAGAGGUUUUAUCCUGACUACAAUGACCACUCAAAGUGGUGAUACGGACCAGAAUCACCAUAUCAAUGAAUCGCAUGCUAUGUUGGAGUUCUUAGCAUGUACUACACAACUUGAGAAUGCUUGUAGUCGACUAAGAAAAAACGUUGACAUUGUUUUAGGCAGAAUUCAAACGUGGAAAGAGCACUAUAAGGAAAUCAAAACCAUUGAGGCUGAAUUGCAAAUGAUUGAUACCAUUAACUUGAAGAUGAGAUUAAACUCUCCCAAUAACCCAAAUGGUAGAGGUACUCCACUUUCAAGAAGAAGCACUUUUAGUAGUGAGGAAGUGGCUGACUUUGAAGACGAUGAAGAAGAACAAUCAGCAUCUUCAAUAUUCAAUUUUGGAGCCAUCUUAGAGAGCAAAAAGUCAAAGUAUAAAAAGCUUACUAAACAGAAGGCUGAUUUGAUUAAGCAAGUCAUCAAAAUGAAUAGUGAGAUCAAAUGCGAUCAUGAUUUGAUUGCGUCAGAGAUCUCAGACUUUCUCAAGUAUAAGUCAACCUUUAUUGAAUUUGCUAUUAAGAAGUAUGUGGUAAGCAUCUUGGGUAAUGUUCAGCAUAGGAAAUGCAUUUUACAGAAACGUUUAUUAAGUCUUAAACAGCUUCGGUAA
Lizanozyma spartinae is the source of this 3645-nucleotide messenger RNA. RefSeq lists its product as uncharacterized. The record is from RefSeq and is a predicted model, not a curated record. Gene Ontology annotation, biological process: early endosome to late endosome transport. The coding region runs from base 1 to 3645 and encodes 1214 amino acids. The transcript has a single exon. Gene Ontology annotation, molecular function: guanyl-nucleotide exchange factor activity; SNARE binding. Gene Ontology annotation, cellular component: plasma membrane; transport vesicle; late endosome. NCBI's taxonomy places the organism in Eukaryota, Fungi, Ascomycota, Pichiomycetes, Serinales, Debaryomycetaceae.